AGGCUGCCCAGAGAAGCUGUGGCUGCCCCAUCCCUGGAGGGGUUCAAGGCCAGGUUGGACGGGGCUGGGAGCAGCCUGGGCUGGUGGGAGGUGUCCCUGCCCAGGGCAGGGGGUGGCACUGGGUGGGCUUUGAGGUCCCUUCCAGCUCUAACCAUCCUAUCAUUUCCAGCAGCUGGCAGGCUGAGGAUACUUUGUGAAACUCUUGCUGCAACAUGCCUGGUGCUUUUCUGUUCAUUGUAAACUUGUUUCCAGCAGCACCUGGACGUUACAUCCUACUGUGUUUUUUUUUAUGCUAAAUAAUCCCAGCCUUUUCUCACAGGCAGUAGUAUUCUUAAGUGCUGCAUAUUGUAAAAUUUUCCCCACUUGAUUCUACUGUGAUUCUUUCUUGAGUUGGGAUGUGAAACCUUGUUAACCUUGUUGUUUCUUAAUUACUUUAUCUCUCUCUUUUUUCUUUUUUUUUUUUUUUUUGUGUGUAAAUAGUUCCUUUUUCCUUAAUUUCAGAAGUGCCAGGGGCCAGCUCUCAUUGCUUCAGCUGUAGUUAAUGGCAGAGAUUGUUUCCUCUUGUAGUGUCCCUAUGGGUCUUUACUCGUUAGUUGCGUGUAACUUGCACAUGGUGAGUUGCAAGCCUGAUAGGUCAGAACAGAUAAGUCAACAAAGCUGAUGUAGCAUCAGUACUGGCCAGAGGUGUCCAAUCGUGUAUUCCCCCAAACCUGGGUAAGCCGGCAAGUAUGCAAAGCUGCAGAUUCAGGCGUCUCACCCUGGGGGCCCUGCUUGAAGCCUAAGAGAAGCAGGAGUGGAUGCUGUCGGGCUCUUCGUGGCAAUAGAGCCUUCGGCGUUGAACUGAUCCCAGCCCCUCAGGGAAGGAGCUGCUGAUAAAGAGCCUGCAUUGCUCUCAGGAUUUUCUGUUUGAAUUUUAGCAGGCAUUCUCUGUGGUGGACAGUGCAAUCUCUCUGAAAAUCGAUUCCGUGUUGGUGUGAUUAGAAUGAAACAGAGGAGCUGCUACUGGCUAAUGCCUGCUCUGACCACCUGGAGAACUCUCUGGGAAUGCUGUCAGCAGCUCUGGGGAUCUGCUCAUCUGCUCUCCUCAGCAGCUCUGCCAUCAGCGCUGCAACAAAGAUGUUCUGCAUGCUGAUUGAUUUCUGUUAAGCACAGACAGGACCAAAGAGAGAUGAAACACUCAGAAUAGGGAUAGGAUUUUUUUUUUUUCUUCUCCCUCAAUGAAAUACAUAUUUUUUGUAUGUGCAAGGUUUAAAAUAGAGCUGAACUCCCAAGAACAGGCUCUAGUCUCUGGAUGGAGAUUUAAAAUGCUGUAGGAGCGGGGUAGAAGCUCUGAUGGAAGUGAGAGAGUAAAGCUGAGUUUGCGUUUCUGAAAGUCUCACUUUCUGUGACCUGCUCCCUCUUUUGUUGAUUAGUUCAUAGUGCCGUAGUAAUCUUUGAGGAAAGAUGUUGUGAGGAUCCACCUCUAAAUACUUGAGAAAGUGCAUAGAUAUAUUGUAAGCAGAAGAUUGUGUGAAUACCUCCACAGAGUGAAACUGAAAUAUAGUUUUGUAUCGUCAGGAUGAGUUUAACCAUUUUUCUGUUAGAGAGCCACAGUUUCAUGGAGGAGCCACUGAAAUAAAUUCUAGCUUUCCGGAUGUGGUUCCAUAGUAACUUACUUUUUUUUUUUUAUUAUUAUUAUUCCCUAUUUUUGCCUUUAAUGUAAAGAAAUUCACAAAUAAGGUGAAACUUCUAUGUGUAUACGUACAUACAUGUGUUAGUUAAAAAUGACAUCCUUUAAGUCACGAAGACAAUGUACCGCUGCUGCUGUAAACCUUUGCAACUUCUUUUCACAGCUUAAGGCACUAGAGGAGUUUUUAAAGAGUUAGUGCUAUCUCAAAAGAAAGUUCUCACAACUGUGUGAACUAGCAACGCGUCCUGAACGCGCUGGUAACCUGUGUACUCUCUGUAACCUAGGCUGUCAUCGAAACCCAGGAGAGACCCAGUUUAUGGACAGAUUCUUACUGCUACUUGCUACAAGCUUCUUUCCUCUGUGGACUUCUGCUUGUUCUGCAGUUGGAUGGAGAAGUAGCCUUGCUCCUACGCUGCCAUGGGUGACCACUGCUUUUGUGUAUUUUCCUAGCUGCUGAAACCACCGGGAUUUAGUGAUGGAGGCUUUGCUGGAAGGAAUGCAGAGGAAUGGGCAGGGGAGCGGUGGGUUCUUGACUUCCUGUGAGGCUGAGCUGCAGGAGCUGAUGAAGCAGAUUGACAUUAUGGUGGCUCACAAGAAAUCUGAGUGGGAAGGACAGACACAGGCUUUGGAAGCUUGCCUGAGUGUUCGAGAGCAGGAACUUUCCUCUGCCAGGGCUGCUCUGCAGGAAAAAUAUAAGGAGGUUGGCAUGUUGCGUCACCAGGUAGCAGAUGUGGAAAAAGCCAAACAGGACAUGGUUAGAGAAUAUGAACAACAACUGAAGAAAUUUCAAGAGGAGUUGUCCAGGCUGAGGAGGAGCUAUGAGAAGCUGCAGAAGAAACAACUAAGAGAAACUAGAGAAGAAGCUAACAAGAGACAAGGGGAGGACCAGUUUGAAAUGAGCCGACUGACCAGGAAGCUGGAGGAGUUUCGUCAAAAAUCACUUGACUGGGAGAAGCAGCGCUUGCUUUACCAGCAGCAGGUGGCAUCGCUGGAAGCACAGAGGAAGGCUUUGGCUGAGCAGUCUGAGCUCAUUCAGACUCAGCUUGCCAAUCGGAAGCAGAUUCUGGAGUCGGUGGAGCUGGCCAGCCUCUCGGAAAUCCAGCACUUAACCAGCAAGCUGGAGAGGGCCAAUGAUGCUAUCUGUGCCAACGAGUUGGAGGUGGAGAGGCUUAACAUGAGAGUGGAUGACCUGACUGAAAACAAUCGGAUGGUUCUGGAAGAUCAGCAAAGACUUCAAGAAGAAUUAAGGCAAUCCAAGAAAAUGUUAGAGGUGCUACAGGAUGAGAAGAUGGAACUUAGAGCCACCUUGCAGUCUCAAGAAGAUUUCAUUGACAGCACCAAGCUGCACCAGGAACACUUACAGAAAGAGCUGGCCAGGGUGACAGAAACUCUUCGCACAAAAGAACUCCUCAUCAGGGCUUUGGAGGAACGCUUGCAGGAGAAGCAAUUGUCUUCCCCGGGGCUAGAGCUGGAGCAUAUACUGCUGCAGCUGGAUGUCGCCCAGAAGAAGGAACAGCACUUACAGUCAGAGGUGACUCAUCUUGAGAACAGCCUGGUGUCUUCAAAUGCAAGGUGUGUACAGCUGAGUGAAGAGCUGGAUGAGAAUAUCAAAGAGCUGCAGUCAAUGGAAGAACACCAUACUGAGUCAAAAGCAGAGAUUAAAAAGCUGAAAGAGCAGCUCGCUCAAGCUGAACAAACUCGCAGCAGUGAGCUAGAAGGGAUGAAAAGGGAAAUCUCCAGGUUGACACAAGAGUUACACCAGCGGGACAUCACAAUUGCGUCUGCAAGUGGCUCCACAUCAGACCUAGAACAACGGCUGAGAACAGAGAUUGAAAGAGCAGAGAGGAAAGCAGUGGAACACAGGGUCAUUCUGGUCCAGCUGGAAACCUUGAGGCUGGAAAACCGUCAUCUCUCGGAGAUGCUGGAAAAAAUGGAGUGCGGUAUGCUAGAGGGAAAAGAUGUCACCGCAGGAGCACUCAGUGAAGACUAUGCUAUUGAACUAAAUAAAUUAAAAUCUGAGAACCAGCAGUUGCGGAAGGAUCUAGCAGAGGCCAGAGCAAAACUGGAGCUCGCACAGCAGGUCUGCCAGGAGGAACUCGAGGGCACUGCUCAUCACGUGCAAGACGAGGAGCCUGAGGCCAGGGAUGUGCAGUACAGGACAACUCGGGAAGCACAGCACAAACAUGAUGAACAAGCAGAGAGAAUACACCACAAGCCUGAUGGGACUGUUCAGCAUCAUCAAGGGGAGCCCCAGAGAUGGGGGGCUGCUGAAACGGGAACUGUGUCCCCUGAGACGGGCGAGCUGCCCACCCACACCAGCAGGAAGAACUCCACGGAGUCGCUUGCUAUGGGCACCUCGCUGGGAACAGAUUCUUUGCUCCACGUGCUGGACGGAAACAAAGAUUUUGCAGAUGAAGCAUCUAAGCAGUCCACCUCAAAUCAUCAGAGAGAAUCUGUGCCUUUGUGUCCCCUGCCUACGGCUUCAGUUGGAUCGAUAGCUGCAAGAUACCUGGAAGAGGAAGAACUGAGGUCCCAGCACAUCCUGGAGUGCCUGAAUGCUCACAUAGAGGAACUGAAAAAAGAGAGUGACAAAAUAGUCAGGCAGUUUGGACACCAGGAGUAGUGUUUCUCACUGAAUUUGAAUGCUGGCUUACUUACGUGGUUCCAGACUGUGACUGGGGAGGUACAGUUGCCGUUGGGGAGCUUGAGUGAAAGUCUGUAUCUCCCACUUUGAGCUGGAUCAGCAGGAUGGACAUUGAGGAAAGGAAACUCCUCUCACAUGUUUGAUCUGAUGGAGGGUAUCGCGCCACAAACCCUUCGGUCUGCUUGCUGUAGGUCAGAAAGCCGCAUCAGAGGUGUGUGUUUGUGCACGCAUUCACAAAGAGAUUGCAUUUUUUAGAAAUGAGGCAUUUGCUAAUUUUAAUGUAAAGUAUUUUAUGUAUGUUUUAUAUGUGUAAAAGCAUUGAAA
Messenger RNA from Chroicocephalus ridibundus (black-headed gull), 4637 nucleotides. It is a transcript of the gene CEP63, whose product is annotated as centrosomal protein 63. The record is from RefSeq and is a predicted model, not a curated record. The transcript has 15 exons. Gene Ontology annotation, biological process: centriole replication; de novo centriole assembly involved in multi-ciliated epithelial cell differentiation. NCBI's taxonomy places the organism in Eukaryota, Metazoa, Chordata, Aves, Charadriiformes, Laridae. Bases 2145 to 4292 code for a protein of 715 amino acids. Gene Ontology annotation, cellular component: centriole.